UGUAACCAGAGUAAUUUGACGGUCUUCCAACUAACUUUUUGUUACUGGUGAUUUAAUUCUUGAUUUGUUGUGCAAUACCAUUACUAUGCCGAGAUAACAGAAGAAAAUCCCGACAAUUUUACGUUUGUAAAUUAAAUCCACAAUAUUUUUUAUUUUUGAGAGACUUUAUUUUUACAAAAAUGACUGAAUAUAAACUAGUAGUAGUAGGAGCGGGUGGUGUAGGGAAGUCGGCGUUAACAAUUCAGCUGAUACAGAACCACUUUGUGGAUGAAUAUGACCCUACCAUAGAGGAUUCCUAUCGAAAGCAAGUGGUUAUAGAUGGGGAAACAUGUUUACUGGAUAUUUUAGAUACUGCUGGUCAAGAAGAAUACAGUGCAAUGAGGGAUCAAUACAUGAGAACUGGGGAAGGUUUUCUGUUGGUUUUUGCAGUUAAUUCAGCCAAAAGUUUCGAGGAUAUCGGGACAUACAGGGAGCAAAUCAAAAGGGUAAAAGAUGCCGAAGAAGUUCCAAUGGUUCUUGUGGGAAAUAAAUGUGAUUUAUCGCCGUUGGUUGAUAUGAACCAAGCUAAAGAGAUUGCCAAGCAAUAUGGAAUACCGUUCGUCGAGACUUCGGCAAAAACUCGAAUGGGAGUCGACGAUGCUUUUUACACGCUGGUGCGCGAAAUCCGAAAAGACAAGACAAAACGACGCGCCCCCAAAACGGGCACCCACAUCCGUUCACCUUUCUCCAAGUUCCGCUGCUCCAUUCUAUAGAAGGGGUGCGUAGGAAAGCGGCCACCGAUGAUCUCCCCCGGUCAGCACACAGUGCGUUGUUGCCUUUUGCCGCAGCCGUUCGUUAUGGAAAUCAAUUUUUUGACAGUUUGUGUGUGCGCGCGAUACAAAAAUAAUGGGUAACCACUAGGGUGUUUCAUUUAAAACGAAAUUUUUUUUUUCUUGCUGACACAUGAAAAUUUUAUUUUUUAGGUUG
Molecule: messenger RNA, 966 nt
Organism: Brassicogethes aeneus
Lineage: Eukaryota; Metazoa; Arthropoda; Insecta; Coleoptera; Nitidulidae
Source: the annotation of a GenBank genome assembly